CACUGAUAGGUGACACUGAUGAUGGGUACUGAUAGACGGCACUGACUGGCAUCACUGCUGGGCACUGACUGGCGGCACUGACUGGCACAACCGCUGGGCACUGACUGGUGGCACUGACUGGCAGCACUGCUGGGCUGCACUGGUGGGUGGCACUGGUGGGCAGCACUGAUGGGUGGGCACAGGUGGGUGGCACUGGUGGGCACAGGUGGGUGGCACUGGUGGGCACAGGUGGGUGGGCACAGGUGGGUGGCACUGCCUGGCACAGGUAGGUGGCACUUCUGGGCACAGGUGUGUGACACUGCAGAGUGGCACAGGUGGGUGCACUGCUGGGCACAGGUGGGUGCACUGCUGGGCACAGGUGGGUGAUCUGCUGGGCACAGGUGGGCGGAGCUAGUGGGCGCACUGCUGGGCACAGGUGGGCGGAACUUGUGGGUGGCACUGCUGGGCACCGAUCAUCAGGGCACUCGUGUCAUUGGACACCGCUGAUCAC
This is a messenger RNA of Staurois parvus, 490 nucleotides long. The record is from the annotation of a GenBank genome assembly. Lineage: Eukaryota; Metazoa; Chordata; Amphibia; Anura; Ranidae.